AUGUGGAAAAAGUCCAAGAUGAGAGAUCCAACUGCCAGUGGCCAAGGUACAGCACAGAAGAGAUCAAAGAUUCCUGGGGUGAUGAUCACACAGUUAGUGGCAAACAUACCAGCGGGCAAGAGCACCCCGGAUUUCCAACGUAAACCAAUCACUCUAACCAUCCAGGAAGGGAAAUUAGCUGUGUUCAAGGCUGUGGUGACAGGAGAUCCGAAACCACAAGUGAACUGGACGAGAGCUAAAGGAGAAAUUUCAGAGGACAACAGGUUUCAGAGCAAAUACGAUGAGUCAUCUGGUGAAUACACAUUAGAGAUUCAUAAAGUGUCUGGUGCCGACGCAGACACAUACAAAUGCUUUGCCACAAAUGAAUAUGGAAAGGCUGUCUGCACUGCAACAUUAAAUGUGAUUGAGGUUGGAUUUAAGAAAGAAAAGGCUAUGGAGGAACUAGAUGUUGCCGCCACGGAUCCGUCAGAGUUCAGGAAACUGUUGAGGAAAAGCAAAGUAAAGGAAAAGCCCAUGAAGAAAGAAGAUGGGGAGGUUGACGAGAGAUUCUGGGAAAUCAUCUUGAACGCUGACAGGAAGGACUACGAGCGCAUCUGUGCUGAGUACGGAGUCAAAGACUUGCGUUUGAUACUCAAGAAACUUGAAGAGAAGAAGCAGGAAAGAGUGGAGGAGCAGAAUCAGUACGUUGAGUACCUCAGAAACCUGAGGCAUAUUGAGGUUAAAGGAGAUGGCACUGCUUCUUUUGAGUUUGAAAUGGAGCUCAAAGACCCAACCAGUAGAAUAUUCCUCUACAAGGACGGUGUGAUGAUUCCCUAUAGUGACGAUACCUCACAGAAACACAGCCUGAAGACCGUUGGAAAGAAGGUCGUUUUUAGUAUUAAGGACCUUGUGCCAGAGGACGCGGGGCUGUAUCAGGUGGAUGUAGAAGAGGUCAACGUCUUCGCUACAGAAUUCAGAAUUCCCAAAGUAGACUUUCUUGUCAAAAUUCAGGAGGUAAAAGCCAAAGAGAGAGAGGAUGCGGUUUUUGAGUGUGCCCUGUCACACCCCCUGGCCAAGAUCAAGUGGAUGGGGAAGAACAGCGCCCUGGAAGAUGGAGACAAAUACAGCAUAACCGUGUCAGACGACAAACUGAUCCACAGGCUUGUGGUCAAGGACUGCAAGCAGCUGGACAAAGGCAUCUAUUCUGCUGUGGCUGGCAUCAAAUCCUGCAGCGCCUGGCUGGUUGUGGAAGCUGACAGUGACUCUGCAGCUCCUGGUAAAAAGAAAGCUCAAAAAUUUGUGGUGACCAUACCAACCAAGAAGGAAUGUGAUUUGCGAUGCGCUCCGACCUUCAUUGUACCCUUAAAGCUUCACACUGCACCUAAAGGCUAUGAGUGCUACAUGAGCUGUGCGGUGAAGGGGAACCCAAAACCUCGUAUCACCUGGUAUCGCAACAACAUCAGUCUCAACACCAACACCAACUACUACAUCUCAAACACCUGCGGGGUUUGCUCCAUGCUGAUCCUGCGGGUGGGCCCCAAAGACAUGGGAGAGUACACCAUCACCGCAGAGAACGCCCUGGGGAGGGCUGAGUGCUCCACCACGCUCAAUGUCAGAGAUGACAGCGGCGCACAUGGUGGCAGCGGCUCGGCCAUUCCCGGUGGCGGAUCGGCCCCUCACUGUCGUUCCUCUUCCUGGAAGAGCGAGUACACAGCACGCUACCUACCGGUCCACGCCUCCCUUUCUCCUCUGCAGCCCAACCCCUCCACACCAACAACUCUGAGCCUUUUCGAUACUUUAUUGUGCAGGGAUUGA
This is a messenger RNA of Myripristis murdjan (pinecone soldierfish), 1794 nucleotides long. RefSeq names its product immunoglobulin-like and fibronectin type III domain-containing protein 1. The coding region runs from base 1 to 1794 and encodes 597 amino acids. Lineage: Eukaryota; Metazoa; Chordata; Actinopteri; Holocentriformes; Holocentridae. The record is from RefSeq and is a predicted model, not a curated record. The transcript is spliced from 13 exons.